Messenger RNA from Drosophila virilis, 5258 nucleotides. It is a transcript of the gene gw, whose product is annotated as trinucleotide repeat containing adaptor protein gawky. The record is from RefSeq and is a predicted model, not a curated record. Gene Ontology annotation, cellular component: P-body; nucleoplasm. Gene Ontology annotation, molecular function: protein binding; RNA binding. Lineage: Eukaryota; Metazoa; Arthropoda; Insecta; Diptera; Drosophilidae. Gene Ontology annotation, biological process: positive regulation of nuclear-transcribed mRNA poly(A) tail shortening; miRNA-mediated gene silencing by inhibition of translation.
AGGAAGUUUUCGGAAUAUACGAUAAGUGAAAUAUCGUUCUUAAAAAAGAGCAAGAACAGUUUAACCAUUGAAAACAAGAUUAUUACCAAUAGCCGUAAGAGUUCAUUUAAUGACAAUGACGAUGGCGGCAAAGUCGAUGAAGGACUAGUCGGAACUGGAAAUAGGAAUGCGCCAAAAGCUAGUGCAGCUAAACAUCAAUUGAAACAGUUGUACACGAUGCGCGAGGCGCUUUUCUCUCAGGAUGGCUGGGGAUGCCAGCACGUUAAUCAGGAUACCAAUUGGGAGGUGCCCAGCUCACCAGAGCCGGCCAAUAAGGACCCAUCGGGGGGGCCGCUAAUGUGGAAGCCAAACAUUAACAAUGGCACCGAUUUGUGGGAAUCGAAUUUAAGAAACGGCGGUCAGCCACCCGCUCAACAAGUGCCAAAGCCAUCUUGGGGGCAUACGCCUUCAUCAAAUUUGGGCGGAACUUGGGGCGAGGACGAUGAUGGCGCCGAUAGCACCAGCGUUUGGACGGGUCAGUCAUCCAAUAGCACAACGUCUGGUGUUGCAGUCGGUGCCAAUGCGCCUGGCGUUGGCGCCGCUGCUGGUCCCCAAUGGGGACAGGCUGUUGCUGUUGGUGUUGGAGUCGGAGUUGCCUUAAACUCGACUGGAAAUAACAAUGCGCCGGCAACAGGAGCCCUGCCUGCCGUGGCUCCCGUAUGUGGAAAUAGUGGCAACAAUUUGGCUGUAAGUGGAACGGUUGGUGGAGCUGGCGGCAGUGUUGGCGGCAGUACUGGCAAUGGUUGGGGUGAUCCUCGAGAUAUGCGCCCGCUGGCUGGAGCCGGUCCCAUGGACAUCCGAAACGUCGAUCCGCGUGAACCAAUUACAAUGCGUGGUGUUGGCGCACCAACAGGAGAUCCGCGUGACUUGCGCAUGAUUGAUCCUCGGGAUCCGAUACGUGGUGAUCCGCGUGGCAUAUCUGGUCGACUAAAUGGCACGUCCGAAAUGUGGGGACAUCAUCCUCAGAUUGCUCACAAUCAGAUUCAGAAUAUUAACAAAAUGGUCGGCCCCGUUGUUAGUGCAACAGGGUCAAAUAUCGCAAGCUCAAAUAUUGGCCCAAGCGGUGUUGGUUCCGUAUCCGGUAAUGUCGGGGCACAAUGGGGAGCCACACAGGCCGUCGUUGGUGGCCCCAAGGAUAUUUCCAAGCAAAUCACUGGAUGGGAGGAACCCUCACCCCCACCACAACGUCGCAAUAUUCCCAAUUAUGAUGACGGUACCUCUCUGUGGGGACAACAAUCGCGCUUACCUGGAAGCGGUGCCCACUGGAAGGACAUGACAGACUCAAUGAGCCGGAGUCACUUAAUGAGAGCCCAAAAUCCAACGGGUAACAUCGUCGGCAGCGGUAUCGUUGGCAAUAGCAAUGUUCCAGUCGGCGGAAAUCCCAAUAAUUCAAUGGGCGGUGGUGGUGUUGUUGGGCCUCAGUCUCGCCUGGCAAACACUCCUGGACCCGGCGGAGUUGUUGGCGGCCAGCACGGCAAACCUGAUGCCGGUGCCAUGUGGGUACAUUCUAAUAAUAGCGGCGGCGGCGUCGGUGGCGGUCGAAAUGCUCAAGUAAGCUCUUGGGGCGAUGAUAGUCACAAUGUUGGCGUUGUUGGCGGAACCGCCUUGUCAGGCAACAACUGGGUCGAUGAUAAACAGAGCACUUCACUUGCACAAAUUGGAGCAAAUGCCAACUCGUGGAGUGAUUCACCUUCGGGUGGCGGCGGUGGCGGCGGCUGGGGGGGCAAUAAACAGAGUAAAUUGCCGGCAGCAGGCGGCGCAUCCUCUGGUUGGAGCAACGCGAACACAGUUGGAAGCAAUGUGGAAAGCGGCGAUUUGUCAUCGGAUUGGCCACAUGGUGGCAUUGUUGGAAAAUCCCAGCAACAGCAGCAGCAGCAAAAAAUCGCUGGCAUUAAUGUUGGUGUUGGCAUCCUUAACACAGAUAUGGUUAAGCAAAGCAAGCAAUAUAGACUAUUGGUUGAGAACGGCUUCAAAAAGGAGGACGUCGAAAGAGCAUUACUGAGUACCAACAUGAAUAUUGAGGAGGCAGCCGAAAUGCUCCGGGCAAAUCCCAAUUCGUCUCUGGCAAUGGAAGGUUGGCGCCGUCACGAAGAGGUACUUGGUUCCUACGCUGAUCACUCGAAUACGACAAAUACGGGCGGAUUCCCACAACGUUAUCCCGUUGGCAGCGCACAGCCAUCGAUGUCAUUCCCUCCGAACAACCUAAUGACCAAUAUGAGCGGUACACCUGGCAAUAACCCGAAUAUGGCUGUUCUUCAGGUUCAAAAAUAUUUGAAUCAAGGUGGGCCGCACAACGUUGCAAUCGGUGGACCACAGUCGUUAAAUGCGAAUGCAUCGGUUGCAUUUUGCCAGAACGCAUCGAGUCCUGCCCCGGCGGUGAAUAUUGCAUCAAAUGCCAAUAAUCAACCAUCUGGUCAGCACAUUCGCCAACUUGGUCAGCAAAUUCAAUUGGCCAUCCACAGCGGCUUUAUAUCCAGUCAAAUUUUGACGCAGCCUCUGACACAAAAUACUUUAAAUUUAUUAAACCAACUACUCAGCAGUAUAAAGCAUCUUCAAGCAGCGCAACAAUCUCUUUCUCGGGGCAGCAACGCCAACCCCAUGGUUGUCAAUGUAACCAUUGCAAAAUACAAACAACAGAUACAAAAUUUACAAAACCAAAUAAAUGCACAACAGGCUGUUUAUAUAAAGCAACAGAACUUGCAACAAAAUUCACAGCAGCAGCAGCAGCAACAUCCAUCCGGACACAUAAAUAACUCUGGAAAUGACUAUCUAAGAAAUCAUGAUGCAAUAACUACCCUUCAAGGAAAUUUCUCAGAGCUGAAUCUUAAUAAGCCUAGUGGAUAUCAGGGUGCUCCCAAUCAGCAGUCCCGCUUGAAUCAGUGGAAGCUUCCAGUAUUAGAAAAGGAUACCAUCGCUACGGACAGCACUGAUUUUUCACGAGCUCCGGGCACAACAAAACAAAAUUUAACUAGCAACUCAAGCAACAUGGGCCCGCUCGGCCUACAAAACGAUGGUACUUGGUCAACUGGGCGCAAUAUUGGAGACGGUUGGCCAGAUCCUUCAAUUGAUAACGAGAACAAAGACUGGUCAGUUGCACCGACAGCAGCUGCGUAUACCGACUUGGUGCAGGAGUUUGAGCCAGGCAAGCCGUGGAAGGGUUCUCAGAUCAAAAGCAUUGAAGAUGAUCCAAGCAUAACUCCUGGCAGCGUAGCUAGAUCUCCAUUGUCCAUUAAUCCGACGCCAAAAGAUGCUGAUAUUUUUGCCAACACCGGCAAGAACUCUCCGACUGAUCUGCCGCCACUAAGUUUAUCGUCGUCAACGUGGAGUUUCAAUCCAAACCAAAAUUUUCCUAGUUGGUCAGACAACAGUCAACAAUGUGCCACCUCAGAACUCUGGACAAGUCCUCUAAACAAAAGCUCAUCUCGAGGACCUCCGCCUGGGUUGAGCACAAACAAAUCGGGCGGCGUUACAGCCACGACACCAUCUCCUACUGUGGCCGGGAACUCCAAUGGUUGGCUUCCUAAUCGUAGUGUUCCCAACACUAAUACAACUUGGACUGGAGCUAAUGCUGCCUGGAACUCUAGUUGGUUGCUACUGAAAAAUCUAAAUGCUCAGAUUGACGGCUCUACCUUACGUACUUUGUGUAUGCAACAUGGUCCCCUUGUUAGUUUCCACCCAUAUCUAAACCAAGGAAUUGCCUUAUGUAAAUAUACAACGCGGGAGGAAGCUAACAAAGCACAAAUGGCCCUUAACAAUUGUGUGCUCGGUAACACAACAAUAUUCGCUGAAUCGCCCAGCGAGAAUGAAGUCCAGAAUAUACUGCAACAUUUGCCACAAGCGCCCUCCUCGACUAACUCGGCGGGAAGUGUUGGCAAUGGAAGCGGCGUCGGCAACAUAAGCGCCAGCGUUUCCAAUAGCUGCUCUGGUGCUGCGACCAUAUCUGGCGGAAACAGCAGCAGCAACGGCAAUGGAACCGGCGGCAACGGUGGAUCGACUGCAGCCGGAACGAGCGGAGCAGCCACCAAUGCAAGCGGCGGUGGAGGCAGCGGCAAUUCCGUCGGAUCCGGAUCAGUUGGCAGCAGCAGUACAGGUAGCAACAACAAUGGCAGCGGAAGCAAUAUGAACACGGCUGUAAAUGGUGCCCCGCCAAGUGGUAACGGUGGCAACAAUACCAAAAAUUCAUCUGCUGGUGGUGGACAGCCAAAUGUUGCCAAUGUGACACCUGCAGCUGGCGGCAACUCAACGUGGCGUCAGAGUACUCAAAAUCAGGGUCUACAGCAGGGGCCAAAUCGACCAGCCGGUAGGGAAGCAGAUUAUGAUUAUAUAUCUCAAUUCGUUUGUUCCAUAGUUGAUGAUUAAUUUGAUGAUGACCAUGGCAUAGCAUUCUGUGAAUCAACACACACACGCACACACACACACACACACACACACACACACACACACUCACUCACUCACUCACACACGCACACACACACACACACACACACUCACGCACACACAACAUAGUGUGUACACACACACGGACUAGAUUCAGCAUGGAAAGCGCAACUAUGUUAUGUGAGAAAAGGUACAUAAAGUGGAUCGACUGAUAAACGAAUGGACUUAGAAUUUUGUAUGCCUGUAGAUUUAUUUUUCUUUAUCGUUCAUAGAUUUUAGGGCCUGUAUAUGUAAGACAAAAUCUAUAUACAAAAAAUACUUUGGAAAUACUUGAUACUUGAAUUAUUUACUUCCUAUACUUAACACAAACACACACACAUGCCUACACAAUUACCUUUCCAUUAUAUACAAGUCAAGUGUUCAGUAUCCGGAUUCCCAAAGUUAACGUACAGUUUGACUUUCAAUUUGAAUGGCAGCACAAGAGUCCGAUAUAUAUAUAUAUAUAUAUAUAUAUAUAUAUGCACGUGAUUUAUGUGUGAAUACAAUAUAUAAAGACAAAUGUGCAUCUCUUGCUUGAUUAAGUAUGUGUCGUCGUCCCACACACAAGUAUGAAAAAACAAAACAACUCAUGAGUUGAAAAUUUGAUUAUUUUUUGUAAAUCCAAAAAAAAUAUAUGGAACAACAAAAACUACAAAAAAAAUUACCUGUGUUAUAUACAUAAUAGGAAGUUAUAAUCAAUUACGGUUUUGCUUUCACUAAAGCAUUCCCACCGAAAAAAAAUUCGGUUAAACAUACAUAAUUAGCUCACAAUAAAAUACUAAUGAAGUAAAUUAGAAAAUCAA